Messenger RNA from Lingula anatina, 659 nucleotides. RefSeq names its product peroxisomal membrane protein 4-like. The record is from RefSeq and is a predicted model, not a curated record. Gene Ontology annotation, cellular component: peroxisomal membrane. Lineage: Eukaryota; Metazoa; Brachiopoda; Lingulata; Lingulida; Lingulidae.
GCGAAAAUGCCUGCUCCCGUGGUUGCUGUGAACGCCUUGCUGGCUUCGGGACAAUAUAAACCACUUCUCGCAAUUCUGAAAGGGUUCAGAAAUGGCGCAGUCUAUGGAGCCAAGAUCCGCGCCCCACACUCUUUGGUGAUGACUUUCUUGUUCAGAAGUGGCAGUUUGUAUGAGAAAUUUAGGGCAAUCCUUGAAGCCACAUUUACACAUUCCAAGAACCUGGCAAGUUUUGUGUUUGGUUACAAAACAAUUACUACAUUGUUAAGGUGGCUGCAGUCAGAGCAACUUCAGUAUCACUCUUUUAUAGCCGCUUUUGUCACUGGCUACUUUGUGUUUGGAAAAUACAACAAAGUCAAUGAACAGAUCAAUCUGUAUUUGCUGUCUAGGAUAUUAUAUGGACUGGCAAAGCUGGCUGUAAAAAGAAGGUACAUACCAGAACCACAAUUCUCUACUUUCCCUUGGUUUGCUGCCAUUGUUUGGGGAAUAGUCUUGUGGCUGUUUGAAUAUGAAAGAGACACACUGCAAGGCUCUCUAAGAUCAUCCAUGACGUACCUUUAUGAUGACAGUAACGUAUGGCAUGAUAUCACAGACUUUCUUAUAUAUAACAAACCACCAAUUAAAAACUGAUGGAGGGUAAAAUCAUAUAUUUUUCUUUGUUU